GGUACAAUCGGAUGAUCCCGGAUGGGCGGAGCUAAGUAGGAGGAAGCGCUAACAGCCGCUGACAGCUUGUAGGAACCGGCGUCGAAUAUCGAGUCAUUCAUCACUUUCUUCGCCGCUGGAGGAGUGAGAGAACAGCGACCAGGCAACACACUUUGUCACCCUGAAAUAUUUAUCGACACGCUAUCGGACGUGCGAGCCGAGCAACACUUGUAUGCUGCAUUUGUUUCUAGAAGCGCCCACGGACACUUCGCGGGUAAACGGCGGCGGGAUGGAGACGCAGAUCCGUGUGCCGGUGGGCUCGCCGCUCAUACGAAGAAUUCCAAUUUUUGUGGACGAGCACAACGUGACGGAGGGCGCGAUGAAGCUCGUUAAAGAGCUGAGACCUGCGUGGGGGAAGGACCGCGUCAAGACCAAGUUCUUCACUGAUGGGACAACCAACAAACUGGUAGGCUGCUAUGUGGAGGACAGUCCGGAAGACGUGGUCCUCGUCAGAGUAUACGGGAACAAGACUGAGCUAAUUGUCGACCGAGACAAUGAGCUCAAAAGCUUUCAGGUGCUGCAUGCAAACGGUUGUGCUCCUCGUCUGUACUGCACCUUUCAAAAUGGCAUCUGCUACGAAUUCAUGCAGGGGGAUGCUCUUGGGACACAAGACGUCAGGGAUCCUUCUUUACUCAGACUUAUAGCGAAGGAGAUGGCUCGUAUCCAUGCAAUCCAUGCACAUAAUGGAUGCAUCCCUAAACCCAACCUCUGGAUUAAAAUGAGAAAAUACUUUUCACUUGUGGCUACAGAGUUCACAGAACAAGCAUCCAACAUCAGAAUCCAGAAGGAAGUGCCUAGCAAGGAGGUGCUGGAGCAGGAAAUUGUGUGGAUGAAAGAGCAUCUUUCUACACUGGGUUCCCCUGUGGUGCUCUGUCACAACGAUCUGCUCUGCAAGAACAUUAUUCACAACAGCAAAGAGGCUCAUGUCCGCUUUAUAGACUACGAAUAUUCCAGUUACAACUACCAGGCCUUCGACAUUGGAAACCACUUCAAUGAAUUUGCAGGCAUGGCAGAGCUGGAUUAUGGGUUGUACCCAAGUCGGGAGAUUCAGAUGGACUGGCUCAAAAUCUACCUGCAAGCUUAUAAACUUUACACUAAGAAAACUGAGGAGGUCAGUGUCCAAGAGCUUGAGACACUGUACGUGCAGGUCAACAAGUUUGCUUUGGCUUCACACUUCUUCUGGGGUUUCUGGGCCCUCAUUCAGGCUAAAUACUCCUCCAUUGACUUUGACUUCCUCGGGUACGCUGUGUUGCGUUUCAACCAAUACUUCAAGAUUAAGCCCACAGUGAUGGCCUUACAGAUUCCAGAGUGACAGGAUGGAAGGAUGUCUGGGUUCUUCUACUGAGCCCAGCACAUUUUCUGGACCAUCAAAUGUUCUACAUGGCACUUUUCUCUUCAGCAAGCCUUAAACUCUCCUUCAUUCCUCCUUGAAGUAGCUCAAAUGUGUCUAGCUUGAGAGCUUUCUGAGAUGAGUGUGGAUGUUUGUGUGCGUGUUAAACUUUAAACGCCGGUUUGUCCUCUUUCCAGGCGACUGAGCCCAGUGCAGAGUCUUGAGUUUGGGAGACAUCUCACUGGCUAUUUGCUGUCACUUCCUGGUAGUCAAAUCCACUGGAGAAGUUCCUCUGAUUGGUUUGAUGCUAAUUGCAACAAACAUCAAUACAGAUUUUCCACUGAAAGGUACUCAGACCAAUGCCAGUGGAAAAGUGUUGUGUAGCAUCUUUAGUGCUGAAUGCACUUUGAUCCAGUGCCUCAGCAGCUAUUAAGAAGUAGUGGAAACUGAACGGUUACAUUUGUGUGGGAUUUCUCAGACUCAAGACGAGAGUCUGUGUGGUGACACUGGUUCAGGUGUCAUCCGUUACCUCCUCUCUGGUGCUCUUAGCAGUUUAAGCUGAACUGCUGUUGCUUGUCACUGUCGGGUUUUUCCUUGAAUUUUGGGAAUAUGGAAGAGAAAAUAGUUUAUUUGCUUAUUUAUUUCAGGACUAAAUGGAUUGUUCAACAUCUCAGGUUCAGUUUUGGGAUGCACUAGGUUUGAUUGGACUUAUCCGACCCUCACGACCCCUUGCUUCCUUCCACACCUUCUUGACUUUUAUGGUCGCUUUGAGCCGCUUUGUUGAACUUUCCAUCUAAACUUUCCAUGGAAAAUCUCCACCUCUUUCACUUUGACUUCAUGUCCUUUCCAUACUCAAACCCCAAAAUGCUGUCAACCUUUUGACUUGAUCACAGACACGUUUGAAUAAUGACUCCAAGUCAGGUGGAUUUUGAAUGCAAUCAGCAGGAAAAAUACAGUAUGAUUGGGAAAAAACACAAA
Messenger RNA from Nerophis ophidion (straightnose pipefish), 2347 nucleotides. RefSeq names its product ethanolamine kinase 2 (gene etnk2). Gene Ontology annotation, molecular function: ethanolamine kinase activity. Gene Ontology annotation, biological process: phosphatidylethanolamine biosynthetic process. Gene Ontology annotation, cellular component: cytoplasm. The transcript has 9 exons. Lineage: Eukaryota; Metazoa; Chordata; Actinopteri; Syngnathiformes; Syngnathidae. The coding region runs from base 212 to 1351 and encodes 379 amino acids. The record is from RefSeq and is a predicted model, not a curated record.